This is a messenger RNA of Lontra canadensis (Northern American river otter), 664 nucleotides long. RefSeq names its product insulin like 3 (gene INSL3). Bases 23 to 415 code for a protein of 130 amino acids. Gene Ontology annotation, cellular component: extracellular region. Gene Ontology annotation, molecular function: G protein-coupled receptor binding; hormone activity. The record is from RefSeq and is a predicted model, not a curated record. The transcript has 2 exons. Gene Ontology annotation, biological process: adenylate cyclase-inhibiting G protein-coupled receptor signaling pathway. NCBI's taxonomy places the organism in Eukaryota, Metazoa, Chordata, Mammalia, Carnivora, Mustelidae.
CUGGGGCCGGCCUCCUGCCGCCAUGGAGUCCCGCCCACUCACCUGGGCGCUGGUGCUGCUGGGCACCGCUCUGGCGCUCGCUCUGGGCACUGUGCCCGCUCCGGAAGCGCGGGAGAAGCUGUGCGGCCACCACUUCGUGCGCGCGCUGGUGCGGCUGUGCGGGGGCCCGCGCUGGUCCUCGGAAGACCGGAGGCGGGUGGCUGGCGGCGAGCGUGAGCUGCUGCAGUGGCUGGAAGGACAACAUCUCCACAGGCUGGUGGCCGAAGGGGACCCCAUGCUGGUUCUCAUGCCACAGCCCCUGCCCCAGGGCUCUCGCCAUCACCACCGCAGGCGGGCAGCUGCCACCAACCCUGCCCACCACUGCUGCCUCAGUGGCUGCACCCGGGGGGACCUGCUGACCCUGUGUCCGCACUGAACCCUCCUCCCGGAUGUGGCCCCGGAGGAUCCAGAGACCCAGAGGGGUCUGGUCCAGCGAGCUCCUGAAGCCACACAGCACCACAAAGCCCUGUCUGGGAGGAUGGUGACAAUUACCUUGCUGUGCUCCCCACCUCCCCCAGGCCACCUUCCUCUGAGGGGCCAACCACGAGAAAAAUGACACCUGCACCCUGGCUUGGAAGAGCCUUGGUUUUGCCCAGAUGCCAGAUACUCAGGGCCAAACUUCCUC